Molecule: messenger RNA, 1250 nt
Organism: Linepithema humile (Argentine ant)
Lineage: Eukaryota; Metazoa; Arthropoda; Insecta; Hymenoptera; Formicidae
Product: sideroflexin-2-like
Biological process (GO): monoatomic ion transport; serine import into mitochondrion
Cellular component (GO): mitochondrial inner membrane
Molecular function (GO): monoatomic ion transmembrane transporter activity
Source: RefSeq, a predicted model, not a curated record
UGUCUAUAAUUCGGGCAUGAGUUCACGGUGUACUUUUCAAUAUUGUAACGGUCAAAGUAUCAUUUGCAUUAGAUUAGAUGAACAUUAUGAAGCAAAAAAUGUGAAACUUUGUCAAUAUUAUCACGCGUUUUCCGUUUAUAAUCUCACUCUACUUUGUUUCAAAUUAAGUCCGCGUAACAUUGUCGGAAAUUGAUAUUGGAGAAGACCACGUCUGCAUUUAUGACAAUUAAUUACUGACAAUGGUGAAAGGUAAUCCUGGAAGUAAGUCUGAAGACAGAAUCGAUGUCGACAAACCACUUUGGAACCAAAACACGUAUUUUGGAAGAUGGAUGCAUUACGCUUUCAUCACCGACUGUCGCACAAUACUUGUGCCGGAGAGCAAAUUGUGGGAAGCGAAAAAGCUCUGCGAGGAUUAUAAACUAGGAAAAGAGCCGGAGGGCUUGCAGAGAAAGGACAUAAUCUAUGCUAAGAAACUGAAAGAUAGUGCCUUCCAUCCCGACAAUGACGAGCUCAUGCAUGUUGUUGGCAGAAUGUCCUUUCAGCUACCUGGUUGCAUUGCUCUUACUGCAGCCAUGUUGACUUUUUACAAAUCUGCCUUCAGUGUGAUUACAUGUCAAUUGAUUAAUCAAAGCUUCAACGCGUUUGUCAAUUACACCAAUCGAAACGCGAUGAGCGACGAAACAGAGGAUACCAAUGUAAUCCAGCAAGCCUUCAUAUUCGCCACCACAGCGAGUUGCGCGGCUGCUUUGGGUUUCAGGAAAGUCUUUGCAGGCAGAGGAACCCUUUUUGCAAGGUUUGUUCCGUUCUGUGCAGUGGCCACCGGUAACAUUGUAAAUCUUCCCAUCAUGAGGCAACGGGAGAUCGCACGCGGUGUUCCUAUAUUCGCCAAGAACGGCGAUGAAGGGUGCAUUAUGAAGUCGCAGGUGGCUGCCGUCAAAGGUAUCUCCGAAUGCAUCAUCACCAGGAUAAUAAUGGCUGCGCCAGGAAUGCUAAUGAUUCCAGUCAUCACACAACGGAUGCGAGCGUAUUGCUUCUACCAAGCCCGUCCGUGGAUCACUUUUCCUUUCGAGCUCGGCUUGUUAACGCUCUGUUUGUUGGUCAUGAUUCCUUCGGCGCUCGCCAUUUAUCCGCAGGAAAAUUCAAUGAAACCAAAAUGGUUGAAGAUAUAUCCAGAAGAAUAUAAAAUAUUUCGAGAGAGAAUGGGCAAACGUAAACAUCCAGAUAAAGUUUAUUAUAACAAAGGAUUGUAG